AUGACACCCAAAGUUUUCCUUACAGGAGGCACAGGCUACAUCGGUGGUUCCGUCCUACAUACUAUCGCAACCGCCCACCCUGAAUACCACAUCACUGUUCUGUUACGCAAAACUCCUGAAAACUUCAAAUCCACCUUUCCCAACAUCGACGUCAUCACAGGUGACUACUCGAGCGCCGACCUCAUCACAUCAGCAGCGGAGAACGCUGACAUUGUUAUCCACAAUGGCGAUUCAGACCAUGAGCCCAGUCUAAACGCUAUCAUCACGGGUCUUCUCCACCGUCCAAUCCCGGGCUACCUCCUUCACCUCUCCGGAACAGGGAUUGUAUCUGACUGGGCCGACGAAGAGUAUCCAGGGAAGUUGAACCCAAAGAUAUGGUCGGACAUUGCUUCUCUGCCUGAAAUUCGUCAACUGCCCCCGAACGCACUCCACCGCAAUACAGAGACCAUUCUCCAUCAUACAGUUGCAGAGCACGGCGAUAAAAUCAACAUAGCAAUCAUGUGCCCACCGGAUAUCUACGGUAGAGGCAAGGGGCUAGCAAAGACCCAAAGUGCUUUCAUCCCAUUCUUCAUCAAAGAAGUGAAGAACAUGGGUGGUAAAGUAGUUUACCUCGACCAAGGUGCAAAUACGAGGAGUUGGGUGCACGUCGACGAUUUGAUGCGUCUGUAUCUCCAAGUCGUGGAAGCCGCGGCAUCCAAUUCAAAAGACUUCUUCAACGAGAAUGGAUACUACUUCGCUAGUACACAGGAGCAUUCUCAGAUUGAUGUUGCGAAAGCGACAGGAGAGGUUCUGCACAGACAUGGUGUGAUCGAUGAUGCGACGCCCGUGCAGAUUAGUUUAGAGAGAUUGGACGCAAUGGCGAAUAUCCCUGGAUUUCCCAGACUGGCCAGAUAUCUUUUUGCAAGUAAUUCGCGCACGAGGGCAGAGAGAGCGGGGAAGGCUUGGGGAUACAAAGGCGAGGCACCAGGCUUGUUAGAGUGCUUGGAGGCGGACAUACUGGAUGCUGUACGUACCUAG
Molecule: messenger RNA, 1017 nt
Organism: Alternaria arborescens
Lineage: Eukaryota; Fungi; Ascomycota; Dothideomycetes; Pleosporales; Pleosporaceae
Exons: 2
Coding region: 1-1017 (338 amino acids)
Source: RefSeq, a predicted model, not a curated record